UUCUCGGAGUUGUAACGGGCGGAGUGCGCGGCAUAGCUAUAUGCUAUAUGCCGCCAGUCCGUUCAGAACAUUUACCAUAUCACACGCAGAGUGAUAUUGAUACUUAGAAAAACAAUCGUGAAAAUAAAUUACCACAAGAACUCAUUUCAUCGAGACCAGUAAUUUGUUGUUGCUAGAGAUGGAGGUUAAUAAUGCAGGGAGAAGCAAAAUCAGUGUGGAUGCAAAUGGAGCAAAGACAACAUUUGAUCGAUUUUUUAAAGCUGAAGUUGACUCGUACUACUCUCCUUACAAGUUUCAGAAUGAAAUUAGUGGAGAUGGUGGACCACUGCCUCAGCCUUUCAACACAGAUUUUUUUUUGCAUGAGGAGCCACCUCUGCCCUACAAUUCCUGGGCCGUGCAGGAUGAUCCUUAUCAACUCAUGAAUUGUGCUCAAGGCAUCCCUAAAAAGAGGAAUCUUGCCGAUGCCAAUGACUGUGGAAGUGAGACUGAUCUCUUUGGAUUAGUGUCAGAUAUCUUGGAGGAGGUGGAUCCAAUGGACUGCUACCUCUCAGAGGAGAAAUCAUUUGGCCCAAAAACUGUGUGGUCCCCCAAGCCUAUGAAGGAGGAUAGCUUGCAGUACCUUACUUCUGAGGUAAAGAUGCAGCCCAGCCCUGGCAUGCAGUCUGAAUAUCUCUGUCCUGAGCCAAUGGACAGAAACUCUAAUCAGAACACUGACAUUUACCAGCAUUUCAACAGUUUUGAUGUUGCUGAUCCGUCUUGGCUUUUCUCUGCUUGCAAUGGCGAAUCAGAGGCCUAUUUCACCAGACCUCCUCCUUGUCUCAGUAUACCCCCUGCUGUUAACGCCUACAUUCCCAAGGGCAGAGCAGGUAAAUCUGAGUAUGGCGUGCCGGUGCCUGGGAAAGACAGCAGCUUCUGUAGCACAAGGGAUGCCCUGUAUGAAAACAUGAACGCACUUAAUGACUCUUGCUGCUCUUCAAAUGAAAUGAAUGACUCCUACUUCAGCCCGUACAAGGAUGUAUCUGGAAUGAGCAGACACAAAAGUCACAGAAUGCCUGUUGCUAUGCAGGAUGCUGACCGGAUGGCCAGUAACAUCCAAGCUCUACUUGUAGGGGAGCAAAAGGUUUCCUAUAAAAGGGAUUCAGCUCCAAACAACUUUAUGAGUGUUCAGGAUGAUAAGACGUUUGAUUUGAAAAGACUUGUUGCGCAAAUGCCCAGUCUUAAGAGAGAUGUGAUUGAGUGCUUGGGAGAGCAAAGGGGAAGUGACAUUGGAAGAAGUCAGCCUUUUCAAAGCGACUACACCACUAAGGAGUUUUCGGGGUUUGGUCAGCAGUCGGACUAUUUUGAGCCUCCUAAAUCCUUCUCAUCCCUCUUCAACCCUCCAACACCGCACCAAAGCACAGACACAAGGCUGAGAGAAACUAGGCCUGCACCAUCCAGCCUACACCAGCACCACCACAGCCAGCCAAGCCAGUACCAAAGUCAAACUAAGCUUCCAGCCAAGGCAAGCAUCAACUCUCACCACCAGGGGAUAUCCGAGCUCAUGUCUCACUCUGUUGCUGAAUAUGUUCAUCCUGUCUUGUCAUCCCAGCAGAGGCCUACAGGCAGAGACUUUACUGAUUUUGGACAGGGUGUUGGUAUGAGUCUACAAGAAAGGAUGAAUCAGACAGGCUUAGGUUUGGGUCUGGAAAGCUUGAGGAACAUGGCAGGCAGUGAAGAUGGAGGAAAUUUCAGAGUGCAGCCAGGCAGCAACAGUCGGCUGCAAGCAUCUCCUGCCACAGGUUUUACAUCUGAUGGGCACAAAUCUCAGCCAUUUGGAAUGAAAUCCAAACCCCUAGCCAACUUUCCAAGGGAAGCAGUCAAAAAACAAGGACUCCUGCAAAACCCGCAUCAGAUUCUAGGCGCUAUAUAUGCUGGCCAGGCCAGACACAAUGGACCGGGCCCCAGCCAAGCCAAGUCUGUGCCACCCCAGAUGUUCCCUUAUACGUUUAAGAUGGGGGACCCCCGACAGAAUCCAUGUCAUUUGUUCAUUUCCCACCCUCUGCUGCCCUUUGGCAGUUCUGUGCCCUUGAUGGAAAUGAAGGAUUUUCUGCCAGAAAUUCCAAUCUUAAACCCCUUCCUGCAGGAGUUGAUAGGGCCAAACACAGCUGGUGCAGAUUUUCCUGGGUUCUUGUCUACCAUGAGGCCAACCAAAUUCAGCAAGGAACCAAAGAGUCAAGGAACCAUCUUGAGCCAACUGCACCAGUAUCUGGAGGAGUGUUAUGAGCAAUGGAAGAUGCUGGAAAAAGAAAGAAAAAAGGCAGAGUCUGUUCUGGUGAAAAGCUACCCAGGGAAACGAGUGUUUGUGGUGAACAAUAACCCUCUGCCCAAGAUGCCAUCCAACCCCUCCCGAGUGGACAGGCUCAUAGUGGACCAGCUUCGAGAGCAAGGAAAGGUAGUGAGUUUGUUGGGGAGGAUGGAAUGCUUGCGGAGUUUCCCUCUCCACGCUAAUAUCUGUUCAGCACUGGAUAGGCACCUGGAGGCUAUCCACAUAACUCAGGCCCGCCGCAAGGAUGAGUUUCUCAACAGCAGCAGCAGACAGAGACAGGGCUCAGCUUACCUCAGGGAGGACAGAGAAACUAUUCUUUUGGCGUCUGCACUGAAAGACCUGAGCAGCAGCACCCGGAAGUCUCGCUCUGCUCUUUGGUGUGCGCUGCAGAUGACCCUGCCAAAAAACGGGGCAAGCCCCCUGGACGGGGGAGCGGGGGACACCUGUUCAAGUUUGGGUCAAAACAGUCCAGAGAGAGCUGUACACACCCUGUGAUCUCCACCAGGCUGAUGUGCAUGUGUAUGUAUGCACUACUUUACUCGCACACACUACCAAGCUGCGCCGAAGGGAACAGCAGCCUCCGAGAUGAAAUUGAGCGUGUUCAGUAGAGUGAGUGAAUGUUGUUACUUAAGUUAUUACACUACAGUGAUACAGUAGGCUCUGUUCUGAGCAGUAGGUACAAUCUUCAGUUCAGUACCAUUAUCAGUCUUAUUUAAGAAUCCCAAUCAACAUUUGAGCAACUUCUCCAAAGGAUAGUGUGUGGAAAUUAUGGCAAUAAGAUCACCGAGCCAUUUUUCCAAGGAUUUCAAGAGGCCCUCCACAUUCUAUAGUGUGUGUGUGAGAGAGAGAGAAGGUGGCAGAAGACCUGGAGUGAGAAGAAGAAAUAUUUUUGUGAAAGAAGGACUGAAGGAGAUGAGAUCCAGAAAGAUAGAGACAAUAACAGAUUAGAAGAGGGACCUUUUAAUGGCUGAUCACUGAUCAUUGGAGAAGAAUAUAAGUAAAAAUAAUGAGAAUGUCAUCCUCUUGAUUGUAGUACACACAGUAAAACAAUAGUUAUAUUGUUAACUAUUAUAUAUUAAAUAAAUUCAGUGUUAUGCUCUGGAACUAAUUUAUAUUGGAAUUAUUUAACUUUGGUGUAAUUGGUGUCUGCUCUUAAGCAACAAAUCUUGUAAGUUAAGGCACUAAUUAUAACUUUGAUGUCAGUAAGUUGCCCAAAUUUUAUGGUUCAUUUAUUUAUUGCAAUGCUUUUGUUUCGUGGAACAUUUGAUUUAAAUAAUAAUAAUCAUAAUAAUAUUUGUAAAGUACUUUCCACAUUAAUUUAAUAAUAAUUCUGCCAACUGAUCUUAUUCAUUUCCAAUAAACAUUUUUUUUAAUUCAGCAGUACAUGCAGAAAGUGGCUCACAUGUGUAUUAAGAAUUUCUAAAGAAUACUAAUCUCAGAUCAUACCUAAUAACUUUGUUUAGUGCCAUUCAGUGCUGUGUCAAAGGAAUGAACUAACAAUACAUCCUUUUGUACUUUUGAGAAAAUAAAAUAAUUAACUACGAGAAUUUUAGUCAAACAUCUACAGUGUAUCUCAAGGUAAAAUACCAUGCAAGAUUUAAAUAGUUAGCAAAUUGGAAAAUCUUUCUUCUGUGAAUUUGAUGUAAAAGUCAAUAAAGAAAAUACACCUUUAAUGACCUGGGAAAAAUACUGACUGAAAGUUUAAGGACUGAUAUAAAUUAAGUGACCAGCAUAAAACCUGCUGACAUCAGGGACAGUCAUUUGUUCGGAUGGCGGAUUUUAGUGUUUAUGUUUAAUUAAUGUGGAAUUGCUCUUAUUUUGUUUUUGCAGUUUCUACUUCAAAUAAAUUUUAAAAAUAAAGCACAAAACUCAAACUGAUGCGUAAUUGCCAUUUUUUAUAGUUUUUUGAAAAGGUAUUAAAAUGCACCCAAUGUAAUCCACUGCACACAUUUCAGGGAAAAGCAAUGAAAAAAAAGAUAUCUGUUAAAAAAAAGGAAAAAGAAACAAAUCUAAAAUUCAGGAUCUUGCACUACAAAAUGUGUCAGAACAACAAAAUUG
Astyanax mexicanus (Mexican tetra) is the source of this 4363-nucleotide messenger RNA. It is a transcript of the gene meioc, whose product is annotated as minamoto. Lineage: Eukaryota; Metazoa; Chordata; Actinopteri; Characiformes; Acestrorhamphidae. The coding region runs from base 179 to 2800 and encodes 873 amino acids. Gene Ontology annotation, biological process: meiotic cell cycle; mRNA stabilization; female meiosis I. The transcript is spliced from 8 exons. The record is from RefSeq and is a predicted model, not a curated record. Gene Ontology annotation, cellular component: cytoplasm; nucleus.